UGUGUGCAGGAAACCAGUCAAGAUGGCGGCGUCCAUGGUCAGCGAUUGAUUCGUUAAACUGUUUGUUGUAAUCUGAUAUAGCGCGUGCUGAGAAACCACCUUGACCCGGGGGCAAGGGAAACUGAGCCUCACAAGUACGUGGCAUUAGGAGUAACGUGAUGAUUGACCUCGCAGAUUUUGGCUUGCCUGGAGAAAGUGCUACGUUGGCAAAGUCUGUUAAGUCCACACCACACUGUUAUUAUGCGAUGUGAGAGCAGGCGAACGUCUUCACGUUGCUUCCUCUUCGACGCUUCGUAGGCCUCCAACUUACAAGCUAAUGUUGCACAUACAUGUAGUUAGACAGCAGUAAAAAAAAAGAUCGGGUCUAGUGAACAGAAAAUAUAUAGGCCUACUAAAUUAGUAGAAGUGCUCAGUAGUAAAAGGACCAGUUUAUGCGAAAUGGAAUUUGAACAGAGCUCUGUAUGGUGACACAGGUUUUCAGUGUUGACCUAAGGCUGUUCAAAUAAGGAGUCAUCUACUACGAGUCCAGCAAACAAGCCAAGGUCUGAGUAGAACAUGGGUAGGCAGACAAAAUCCGGCAUGGCAAAGAUCGUGUUUAUUAUGCCCGUUGUCUUCAUUCUCUUCAUCAUUUAUAUCAUCUCAACAUGCAAUGAUGGUUCGGGUAGCCAGCAUGCCAAGCCAGUGACGUGUGAGCCGCGCCAGCCCAACCGUAAGGAUGGGCCAAAAAGUGCCGUUGCUCCCCCGCGGCCCAAGAAGAAGCUGUCGGCAUACCUGGUGGUCCUAAUCAUGACAGGCCCACAGCUGGUGGAGCGGCGCUACACCAUCCGGGAGACCUGGCUGCAGAAGAGUGGUAAGGAGGUCAUGGCCAAGUUUGUAGUGGGCACAGCGGAGCUGAAAGAAUCUGACAAGAAGAUGCUGGACGCCGAGCAGGCUCGACACAAGGACCUGCUGUUCCUACCCUCACUGAAGGAUUCCUUCGGCUCGCUCACGAACAAGCUGAUCCAAAUGCUGACGUGGCUGGACCAGAAUGUUGACUUCCAGUACAUGCUGAAGGCAGACGACGACACAUACGUCCGACUAGAUGCGAUGGUGAAAGAACUGAAGAGUAAGAAUAAGGAGAAGCUGUACUGGGGGUUCUUUGAUGGGCGAGCUCACGCCCACCGCACCGGGCGGUACGCUGAAACAGACUGGGUCCUGUGUGAUCGGUACUUGCCGUACGCCAUGGGUGGUGGGUAUGUGUUGUCGUCUGAUCUGGUUAGCUUCAUUGCGAAUAAUGCCCCAUACCUAAAGAGGUACCACGCCGAAGAUGUCUCGGUCGGCUCCUGGCUGGCAGCUGUGGACGUCAAGCGCGAGCACGACCCGCGAUUCGACACUGAAUUUAAAUCCCGCGGCUGCCGCAAUGUCUACAUCGUCACGCACAAACAGACGAUACAAGACAUGAGAUCCAAGUACCAGCAGCUACAGACCACUGGGAAACUCUGUGCCAAAGAGCAGCAGUUCAGGCUAUCGUAUGUCUAUAACUGGGACAAGGUACCCACCGAUUGUUGUGAACGGGUGGAAGGGGUACCUUAAGAAAGAUAAGCAGGACCCCCCCCUUCCAGCUCUUGAAGGGUCUGCCAAAACUUCGCCCUUUUCUUAUUCUUUACUGAACUGCUCAUUGGCAAAAGUAAAGCAAGUCACAAGUUGUCAGAACUUGUCAGGUCUCUCGUCAAAAGCUAUUCAAAUGAACUGUAGCCAAGACAUUCCAUAAUCAUCGUCCAUCCUUUGUAACUUGUAACCAAACUUACAAAUGAGUUUGUGGAUUGAUUUUGACAAACCAAGUCUUGGAAUAGGGUUUUUCUGUCUGUUUUUUGUAGUCUUCCAGCAUUCCAUUUUUGUAAAGGGUUGAACGGAACACUGCCAUGAGGGGGAAGGCAAUAUUUAGGUCGGGGGAAGAUGUACAUGUCGUCGUUAAUGCGAUGGUUGUCAUGUCUCUUGCCGCUGUUUUCUGACCAUUACACAACAGGGUCCCUGCCGUACCAAAACACGACACAGUUAGUGGUGAAAUAUGCUGCCAGAUUCUUGCCAUGAACAGAGUCAUGUGGUGAAUGCACAUUUACAUCAUGUGGAAAUAGUUUUUUUUUUUGGUAACUUGUUACGUUUGCCAUCAUUUGGUAGCAAGGACAUAAAAUGUGUACAUGUAUGUAUGUCAAAUAAUUUAGAAAUGAAUUCCUUUUUGUUGUUUUUCUUCAUUGAUUUUCAGGCUUGGCCAUUGGAUAGUUCAGCAUUAAAAGAAUUAUGCACGUUUUUUGUAAUUAAAGUAAAUUUAUAUGCUAUGUAAACUGAUGGUCAAACAAACCAGACACUUCAUUUUGGUUCAUGAUAUCGCUAAGUCAAAGUGUUCCGUUUAACUUCCAAACGAGACUUCAUUUGACGAGUUGCAUCAAAGGAUACGUUGGACAGUAUUGUAAAAGUCUGUUGUAUACAGAAAGCUACACGUUCUUGCCAUUUUGGACUCAUUCAACUUUGCUUAAUUUUGGUCAGUAAAAGUCUUUAACAUUUUGUAGUUCGUAGUUUUUUGGGUUUUUUUAAAGUUUUUCAAAGCUGUUGUUUAAAAAUGCCAACUCUGAAGAAAAAGUACCUUUAUAUGCAGUACAAAUAUUUUAAAUAGAAAUGGUUCUUUAACACCUUAACUUUCCCGUUGCUUUUUCUUGCCAACUCAGCAAGCUACCACUGCCAAGUUUUGAAAAUGAACUCAGAAGCACAAAGUAUCUGCAAGUAAAGGGCUGAUGUUUUUUUUGUGAUCGUGCAACAUUCUCUACAGCAACCUGACAUCGUCAUGCAUAUUGAAUGUAUUACAGUUUGUCAAAAGUAUUUGGAUGGGAAGAAAGUCAGUUUGUUACAAAUUCAUUAUUUGAGAAGGGGCAUUCGUUUGGUAUCAGUGUUUCACACUUCUAGGAAACAUCUAAAAAGUUCUGAUGUUGAUUAGAAAUUUUGGUUGUGCUGAGAAAAAUCAGAAAAGAGUGCUUCAAGGUGUCUCCAAAUUUGACGCAUUUCUGUUCGGUAUUUCUCAGUGUCAGAUGUUCAAGCAAAUGACGCUGAAAGACUCUGAACUUUUUUAAAAUCGAAAACGUAAAAUAAGAACACUUUAUUGGAGAUUGUCCUGAUCUUAAAAUUUACAACCGUUAUCUGAAAAUUCAACAAAUCAUGCAAGUCUAGGAUGGCAUAAAUUUGUAUGAAACUAAAUUACUCAUUUACAAAUUGCACCAUACGUGCAAAGGUUAGCACAAUCAAUAUUCAUGUUUACAAAUGAAUCUGACAUUAUUAGACAGUAAAUCCUGGAUUUCUGAUCGCAUUAAAGUGGUCAGAUUGUAUACAUGAUAAAAAAAGUAUGCGUCUUUUACAAAAGAAAUCUUGCAUACAUUUUCAUCACCACACAAGACAAAAAAAGGAAUGAUAUGAAAAGAAACACACAGAGAACAAAAACAAAGAGAAAAUAUUGACACAUGUAGCAUUCGAACCUUUGCCUCUGCAUUACUGUAAGGUGCCCCGUCAAACAACCAAUUCAUUCUGUCAGGUAUUGACGAUCUCAAAAAUUCACUAAUGUCUUUGAGGAUUUUUCUUGGUAUUGUCUCUGCCUUUGCCUCUGACACAAACCACUCGAGGCUAAUAAUGUUCCAACUUGCAAAGGAAACGUGUACUCCCGUCCAUGGGUCAAUUGCAAAUAAUUUCAACGCACCUCUGGCAAAAUAUGAGGGUUUUUUUAUCUUGCUGAAAAUAAUGGUGAAGGGUUUGAGGAGGAUGGAAUCUGGCAAUGCACAGAAUACAGACAAAGUUAAGAUCUGGAAAACCGUCUUUGUCUUGGAGAUGCUCCUCGGGAGCCAGGCAACCCAUACAGACAGUGUGGUCAUGUGAGAUUGUGGCCAAGUCGUAAAGUCUCUGAGCUGAGACAGCUGGUGAUCACUCACACAGGAUACAGCCUGCUUUUUCCUUUGUGAAAAAUAAUUUCAAUUGAAGUGUAACUUGAUCAAAGGCUGCUGAAACUGCUUCAUAAAAAAAUAAACAUACUGCACAAAGCCAGAACAAGAAGUACUCUUUCAAACUAAACAAUAUGGACUCUUUGUUCCUUAAAUUUGUAUUCUACAAAUCUGGGGUCCGACGUGGGACAAUUUUCCAUCCCUGUUAUGCCUGGCAAGGGAUAUAUCACUGAAACUGUUGUUAUUUAUUUGGCGGAUAAUUUGCAGUACUUAUUCAAUCUUGGACAUUGAAGAAUGAGUUCUAAACAUUAAAAAAAAAAAA
Molecule: messenger RNA, 4278 nt
Organism: Acanthaster planci (crown-of-thorns starfish)
Lineage: Eukaryota; Metazoa; Echinodermata; Asteroidea; Valvatida; Acanthasteridae
Product: beta-1,3-galactosyltransferase 6-like
Biological process (GO): glycosaminoglycan biosynthetic process; protein O-linked glycosylation
Cellular component (GO): Golgi membrane
Molecular function (GO): galactosylxylosylprotein 3-beta-galactosyltransferase activity
Source: RefSeq, a predicted model, not a curated record